CGGCGCUCCACCGACGUCCCGACGCCUGCUCGCGAGCUUAUCGGCCCUUUCUUUCGAAAAGGGUCCCGUUUCGAAUAUCGCGUAGUCGGCUAUGAUACGGAUAGUGCGAUCGUCGUUUAGCAACCCUUAAAUUUUCAACCCCCUCGUUCGGGGUCGUCGAGACGGACAAGAUGUUGUCGGGGUUGUUGGUGUUGUUUAGCGGAUUAGUCGUUUACGACGUCGCGGCGCUGCGAGACAUGCGAUUCAGAGCGCCGGAGGCGGCGAAAACCGGCGACGCGGUAACGUUGGAAUGCGACUACGAUCUGGAAUCCGCCGCUUUGUAUGCCAUCAAAUGGUACAGAAACGAAGUGGAAUUCUACAGGUUCGUGCCCAAGGAAUCGCCCCCUUGGCAAACGUACGUCGUACCUCACGUUGACGUCGACGUUUCCCGCUCGAAUUCCAGGCACGUAACGCUGAGAAACGUCGAAAGGGCCACCGCGGGGAAAUUCAAGUGCGAAGUUUCCGCCGAUGCGCCCCUCUUUCACACCGACAUGAAAACCGCCGAUCUAAUCGUAGCCGAUGUGCCGGAAGACGGGCCUGUAUUGCGUACGGAGGGUCAUAAAGUGACUCCCGGUGAGACGAUUAGAGCCAAUUGCACCACGCCUGGAUCCUAUCCCAGGAUGAAUGUCACUUGGUACUUCAAUAACGUGAAGGUACGACCGAACGACGCCGACGUCCGUCUGAUCGACGACGUCGUCCGUUUCGACGCCCUGCCCGGCCUGGAGACGGUCAGAUCGUCGGUGUCGGUCACCGCGACGCCGGCGCUCUUCGUCGACGGCAAAUUGGCCGUUCGUUGCAAGGCCACGUUGUUCGCGUUGUACGAGGCCUCCAAGGAGACGGACGUGCUGGAGGCGGCGCCGCAGCUCGCCCUCAUGAUCCAUCCUUCCACCGCCUCCGAAGCUCACGGAUUUCGAGUUCCCUCCAGGAUAAUGUUUAUUGUAAUGCUGCACACGUCCGUUAUCCUGCUGUUUCGUCACACUCCUGGCUAGGAAGGGGACGAGGAACUUUAUUUAUUUAUUUUUUUAAUAAUAGAAAAAAUAAUAAAAAAAUAUUCCCCCCUUCCCGACCCCGAUUUCGCAAAUUUCGUUGCCGGAUAACCGGAAAGCAUAUAGUGAGUUUAAUUAGGGUAAUUAACGGGAUAAUUACCCAAAAAAUGUUAAUAAUAAUAAUAAUAAUAAAUAAUAAUGAAAAAACGGCUCGAGGAGUGUCCGUUUUUUUAAAAAUAUUUGUGAUAAAUGUGGAAAUGUUUAAUAAUUAAAGUAUUAAUCGAGUCCUGGAAAAUGGAUGAAUUAACUAUGAAUGUUAUGUGGAAAAGCGAUGUAUACCUAAUUGUAGUUUUAUAGCGAUGAAAACCGGAUGUAGUGAUUCGGGGAAAAUUUUCGAAAAUUUUUUUUCGAAUUUUCGCGAACUUUCCGACGGAUUUUUCGAUUUUUUUUAUUUUAGUCCGGGCGAUUCGAAGCUAUGAAAAAAAAUACUGUUUUUUUUAUAUAAUGGGCGAAUAGACAAUAAGUUGUGAA
Messenger RNA from Phyllotreta striolata, 1556 nucleotides. Lineage: Eukaryota; Metazoa; Arthropoda; Insecta; Coleoptera; Chrysomelidae. The record is from the annotation of a GenBank genome assembly.